AUGUGUGUGAUUGAAAAGCGGCUGUACUCCUACCAGGACGGGCGCCAGCGAACGAUCGAAUCGACCAAAUACUGUCGUCGUGCUGUCGGCACCCGCGUGUGCAACCGCGUUGAACGACGCAGCGUACAGCCAGCGCAGAUCGUCGAACGACGGCCGUCCACAGCAGACGGACCAUCGACGGGUAGCUACAUCGUGACGGAGGGGGCGGGUGGCCGCACAAGAGUCUACCGCGAUUUAAGCAACCGAUCCAGCAAUAGCAGUUCCGUCCGUCGAAGCAACACGAGCGAACGUUCGCCUAUCAGCAUCCCUUCUACGAACUCAUCCCCUUCUGUUGCUACGACCAGAACGUCGGCGUUUUCACCACCUGAUACAGCACCAAGUCCUCCAUUCAUGCAGGAGCGAACCAGAGCUCCCUACCCACCACCAGAUCCGGCUCAAAUCAUCAGACCCGACGGCACGGCCAUCUAUGACCGCCCGCCAUCCUUGGAGAUGCCGCGAGCUACGGACAAUGAGCGUCCUCGCCGCAGACGGGAAUCGGAUUCUAGUAUGACGGCUGAAGUCGACGACAGUCAGCCGCCAUCGCCUCCACAGCCGCGCCGGAGGCCCAGCGUCAGGAUUGACACCACUCAUCGCCCGUCUUCUUCCUCUUCGAGACCCAAUGUCGCAUCUCCAGGCCUCAGCGAACUUCCCGACCCACGGGGUGGUCUCCGACGAGAGGCUUCCCAUCGAACAUACCAAACGACAGGAGAGACUUCAAGCCGUCGUCGCGAAGAGCGUGAGGAAGACUCCCGGCAAGCCCAGAUCGAACGCGAUCGUAUCGCGGCUUCCGAACGACGUCAAUCCGAACGCCGUCAAUCAGCCCGCGAGGAUGCCGCUGCUCGCUCAGCAGACCGAGAAGCGUCUCGUGAGCGCGAGCAUGAGCGCCGCCGUCAAGAACGCCACCGCCGCGCUGCCGCCGAAGCUCUUGAAGGCUCUUCCUACCCCCCUCAAUCGCCAGCCUACGACGCCGAAGCUGCCCGCCGAUUCGAGGAAGCCCAGAUGGGCCGCGAGCGCGAGCGCAACGCCGCCCUGCGCAAUUCCAUCGACGCAGCCGGGUUCUACACAGAAGACCAGCUCUCCCGCGACGCCGAAGCGCGAAGACUUUACUACUCGGCCCGCCGCAGCCCAGUUAUCAGCCGCACUUCCUCGCGAAGACUCUCCGGCGCCUCAUACAACGCCGGUCCAGGUCCUUCGUCUCCAAUGUCCGCACGGUCGUCGAUGUACCAUGACCGCGCACCGCCGGUCGUGCAUCACCAUCCACCGCGAUCACGUGACAGCAUCUCUGCCAGAGGCGAGGAAGUGAUUGCGCAGGAGCAGGAUGCGAGAGAGCGGGCGGCGAGGGAGCAAGCUGCCCGGGCUGCGGCGGCGACGGAUCGGUUGAACGAGGCGAUGGGUGGGAUGAGGGUGGAUGAUGGUGGGGCGGUGGAGUAUGUGGAGGAGUAUGAGUUUGGGGAAGGCGCGCAGGGGUAUGUGAGGACGAGGCAGGGCGCUUAUUAUGAUGAUGGCGGGAGGAGGCGGAGGAGAAGUGGGCGGUAUACUUAG
Messenger RNA from Saxophila tyrrhenica, 1581 nucleotides. RefSeq lists its product as uncharacterized. The transcript has a single exon. The record is from RefSeq and is a predicted model, not a curated record. The coding region runs from base 1 to 1581 and encodes 526 amino acids. Lineage: Eukaryota; Fungi; Ascomycota; Dothideomycetes; Mycosphaerellales; Extremaceae.